AUGCACAUCGCUUCUCUCGCUCUCCUGGUCGGCGCCACCGCCGUCGCCGCUGAUACUGUCACUCUUUUCCUGCCUGGAUUCGACCAGCAAGAUCUUGUCGGCAGCGUUAUCGGAUCUAGCGCCAAGAUGACCACCUACCUUGUCCAAUGCGCCGCCGGCGAAGACUCCGACGACUGUGGUGUCCCACCCGGUGGUGUGACCGUCAUUCAGGGAUCCUCGACUGCCCAGAUCAGCUACGGCAUGGCUGGAAUUACCCUCGAUGAGCGCUGCAAGUACGAUGCCACCAGCGUGACUUGCUCUGGAUCUAUGGUCGAGAGCGGUGUUUCCUCGGCUUUGAACACUGGUGCACCUCUUUCCGAAAUUCCUGGCGGUGCUCUUUUGCCAGUCAGCAUCACUGCUACCGGUACCGCAGGUAGCUCUGCUACUACUGGUGCUUCGGUUACUGCUUCCACUGCUUCUUCCACUGGCGCCUCUGGUCUGACCACUUCCGCUUCCACUGGAACUUCUACUGGCACUUCUACUGGAUCCUCUACCAAUGAGAGCGGCAGUGCUACGGCCACUGGUACCCAAACUUCGUCGCCUAAUGCGGCUUUGCCAAUGAUGACCGGCAAUGCUCGCUGGGCCGCUGUUGGCGGUGUUGCUGCCGCCAUUGCUGUUGCUGCUCUCUAG
Penicillium nucicola is the source of this 669-nucleotide messenger RNA. RefSeq lists its product as uncharacterized. The transcript has 3 exons. NCBI's taxonomy places the organism in Eukaryota, Fungi, Ascomycota, Eurotiomycetes, Eurotiales, Aspergillaceae. The record is from RefSeq and is a predicted model, not a curated record. Bases 1 to 669 code for a protein of 222 amino acids.